AAACACGCGCUGGGCAGGAAGGGAGGUGGGCGGCGGGGACAAGCAGAAGGUUUCAAGGUUUCAUGUCAUUAUUGGCUGAAGCGGCGGCGGGGUCGGGCUGGAGCUCGGCAGGUGUUAAUGAAAGUUAGCUGUGAUUUGCGUGUCAGAGCCGGGAACAACAUUCAUCAUGUUAAAGUGAAGGAAAAGAGCUCCGUGUUGAACAUGCUAAAACGAUUGGACAAAAUAAGAUUUAGAGGACAGAAACGGGAUGAAAUACUUGAUCUGGUAGAAUCUCCCAACGCAUCAGACAAUGAAUGUGGUGAUGAAAUUCCAGGAAAAUCUGCUCGAUGCUCGAUAAGAGAUUCCGAAGAGCUAAAGGACCCUGCAGGCCCAGGGGCAUCGAUUAUGGCUUCAGGAAUUCAAGAUUUUAACAGGACAGAAUCUGAACGACUGAAUGAAAUUAAGGGACAUCUUGAAAUUGCACUGUUAGAAAAGCAUUUUUUACAGGAGGAGUUAAGGAAGCUUAGGGAAGAGACAAAUGCUGAAACUCUAAAGCAAGAACUAGAAAAGGAAAAAUUAAAGCGAAUAGAGCUGGAACAGAAAAUCUCUGAUGUGAUCAAAACCAGAGGUGAUGAUUCUUCAAGUCAGCAGUCUUUGAAAGUUCAAACUUCAGUAAAUGGAACAGAAAAACGUGGCAGGACAUUCUACUCCAAGAUUCAAAAAUGGUUCUUUGAGAAGUUUUCCGAGUACAUUGAGGAUUUCCAGUUCCAACAAGAAGAGAACCCUAUAGAAACAGAAGAACCACUUAGUGCUAAACGGUUAACUGAAAAUAUGAGAAGAUUAAAACGUGGUGCCAAACCAGUUACCAGUUUCUUAAAGAACCUGUCAGCCUUAUCAAAUUGGCACUCUGUAUACACUUCAGUAAUUGCCUUUAUUGUCUACAUGAAUGCUGUAUGGCAUGGCUGGGCCAUUCCAAUGUUCUUAUUUCUAGCCAUUUUGAGGUUGUCUCUAAAUUAUCUCAUAGCAAGGGGUUGGAGAAUUCAGUGGAGCAUUGUGCCUGAAGUGUCAGACCCUGUGGAGCCUUCAAAAGAAGAUCUUACUGUAUCUGAAAAGUUCCAGCUGGUGCUUGAUGUAGCACAAAAAGCACAGAAUCUUUUUGGCAAGAUGGCGGAUGUACUAGAAAAAAUUAAAAACUUAUUCAUGUGGGUGCAACCAGAAAUCACACAGAAGUUGUAUAUGGGCUUGUGGGUCCUCUUUAUUGCAUCUUGCUUCUUUCCAUACAGAAUUCUGGGCCUCUUUAUAGGACUUUAUGCAGGAGUAAAGUUUUUUCUCAUUGACUUCAUCUUCAAACGAUGCCCAAGGCUUCGAGAAAAAUAUGAUACUCCUUACAUUGUGUGGAAGAAUUUGCCCACAGACCCCCAGUUGAAAGAAAGAUCAAAUGCUGUACUGAUGAGGCGGAUUCCGACAGUUGUGUCAAGAUCCAAUGUUACUACCAACAGCAUGUCUGUGUAUAGCAGGGAGGAUGAUGGUGCACGUUCUCACAGCUCCAAAAAAAGCAGCUUCAGUGAGAUCUUCAGUUUGGCAGAGAAUGAACGACCUUUACCAGUAUGUGAAAAUGGCUGGCGCUGCUGUCUAAUUAACAGGGAUAAGAAGAUACCCACUGACUACAUUCGGAAUGGUUUUCUCUAUGUGACAGAAAAUUAUUUAUGCUUUGAAAGUUCCAAGUCUGGUUCAUCUAAGAAAAAUAAGAUCAUAAAACUAAAAGAAAUUACAGAUAUUCAAAAGUAUAAAGUUUUGUCUGUUUUACCUGGAUCGGGAAUGGGUAUUUCAAUAACUACUCCAUAUACGCAAAAGCCACUGGUAUUCGGUGCUAUGUUGCACCGAGAUGAAGCCUUUGAAGCAAUAAAUUGUCAACAUACCAAAAUAGCGUCCAGUGCAUCCAGUAACGAAACUUAACCAUGUUCUUACAAUAAGGCAGAAUUCAUGUAUACAAUAAUAUGGAAAUGAGCAGUUGGACAAGAACUUCCAUUAGCUGUUUGAUAUUUGUGAUGGAUUUUGUACUUAAUUGGAAUAGAUGGUUUAUAAUCUGUAUAUUUUUAACUUGCUGUUUAGUUAUUUUACAUUUUGGUGAGAGUUCUUCACAAAAGUGCUGUUACUUUCAUAGUAAUCCCUGCACAGUAAGCACUUUUGGCAUUUGUUUACAAGCAUUUUAAAUGUUAGGCUAAAUUGGGGUAGGGGAGAAUUGAGAGCGGUUUUUAAAAUAAAAGUAAGAUAAAAUUUGGAGUCAAAAACUUGCAAAAUCUGAAUGCCAAGAUUGUAUACUUUUCAGUGUCCGUUUCAGAUGGCAAGAGUAUUGUUUGAGGUAAUUAUCCUGUCAGAAGGAUCUAGUAAACUAAGUGAAGUGAAUAUGUUGCACCCUAGCCCUGACAAUUGGACAUUAUAGAUAUUAAGCAAUUGUUCAGAACAUUCAUACAUUGUGAAGUGAUUGGUUAAACAUUAGCAUGAAAGGGUCAGAGUAUAAUAUAGCCACUUCUACAUAUAUCACAAACCACUUCGGUAAUAAUCUCAUCCAGUGUUUCAUGGUAGUGAAAUGUAAUUACUAAAACAUUUUUUUAAAACUCUGUUGCAUGUUAACUACCUAUUCAGUCAAUUUCUCUGGAUUGAAGAUUCCAACCCCACUCCUUCCACAGGCUUUGCUCAGAUGUUGCAAGGAAAUGUGUGGAAAGAUUAGUGCUUUGCACAGUUUUCCACAGGCAAGAUUGAAUACCAUGCCUAUGUCAUUUAAUGCGCAAUACUUUGAUAGUUCUUGCUAACUCCUUUCCAAAAAGGCUGGUUCUUGACCAAAACUUAGAUUUUCCAGACAUUGCAAAAAAAAACUUGAGGGGUUUAUCUGACUCCAUUUUGUUUUCUUGUGUAAGUAAAAGCAUGGUCCAUGUCCACUGCAUUAGUGACAUUUUCUCUUACCCCUUUUUUUAAGUUGCACCAUUGUCAAAUUUAUUUCCAAGGCUUUAUCAGCAGCACAGUUAUUGGAUCACACAUAGAAGUGGUAUCAAGUGACACUUUCCAAUAUUCCUCCUCUCCCUUUGUGAAAAAGCCUACCUUCGUUCGGUGUCUUUUCUUCAGAGAGCCAAUUCUGGGAAAUCACAGACAUGAACCCAUGUCCUGCUUCUCAAUGGUAUGGUUCAAAGAUACAAUGGCUCUGAAGAUUCCUAUAAAUCUGUUCCUUUCUCUUUCAUUUUUAGCUGUUGUCAGUGUUCAGGGUGGAGGCUAUCUGCACUGAACUUUAAAUCUCCUCCAAUAUCUCCAUCACAAAAGGUUAGAAUGUUAAAGAUGCCAGGUGUUUGCAAAUCCCAUUACUUUCUGGUAUUUAGUAAAUUCUUUCGAUCAUUUUAGCAAUGUUAUGCAGCAGCUGCUCCCUGCCAUUGCACGUACUUGCCCAAUUCAAAAGUCAGCCCCGUCAGAAUGUAUAAAUGUAAUGACUGACAGACCUCCAAAGGAUACAACCUUCAGAGAUCUGCAAAGCUGCCAGUUACCAACUCUCUUAAGAUGUUCUGACUCACUUUUUAUUUGUCCAAUUGCUAAUGGAAUUUAUACUGUAUGUGAAGAUACCUGAAACACGCUGAAUAUUUUUAGUUUAUUAAUAUAACUCAUACUAACUAUAUGUACCAAUUUCUUAGAUUUGUUCAAGGUUUAAUUUGUCACAACUUCUGAUUUAACACCAUUAAAACAGCAAAUGGUAGGUUUGUGAUGUAUAGUUUCAUGAAGUGCAAACAUUUGCCAAGCUCUCUGCACCUUUAGUUUACUGUUAAUGUGGGUAUGUUUACUGAGGGCUAAUUUUUCAGCUUCUGGAUUAGAAGUGCAUUUGUUGGUUUGGAUCCCUUGUAGGAUACAAGCUAGCAACUAUUUUAAGUUUAAAAAAAAAUAAUGUAAACACUUUGUAAAAAAAAAUCAACUGGUAGUUUUUAACUAAGGCAAUUUAUUUUCUUAAUAUCCCCAAUCAUGAAAAAGCAGUUGCCAUUCUUGAUAAGCAUUAGAUAUAUUAACUGUCUACAUAUUGAAAGUUGUGCAUAAUUGUUUUUGGUAUCAUGUAAAACUUUUGGUGUAAAGAAAGCAGAAAAUAUUAAUAGAUCCAGAAAAUAUAACUUAACCCUAUAAACUUGCAAGCUUCGCAUCAUGUUUAUUGUAAAAAGAAAACAAAGUCUUGUAAAAAGUCACGUAAUUUUUUUAUUUGAAAUAAAUGGUUCUGUAAAAAAAAAAA
Molecule: messenger RNA, 4237 nt
Organism: Carcharodon carcharias (great white shark)
Lineage: Eukaryota; Metazoa; Chordata; Chondrichthyes; Lamniformes; Lamnidae
Gene: gramd4a
Product: GRAM domain containing 4a
Exons: 19
Coding region: 118-1935 (605 amino acids)
Biological process (GO): negative regulation of toll-like receptor 9 signaling pathway; apoptotic process
Source: RefSeq, a predicted model, not a curated record